CGCACUUUCAGCAUAAAAAAAAGAAAAAAAAAACAUUCUUAUAACUACCGCUUUCAAAAAAAAAAUUGAAAACUACACCGAAAUCUAAUGCUGAACACAGUAAAGAAUAUCGACAACGGCAGAAGGAUGGUACUGAAGAAUAUCGACAAUGGAAAAAGGAUGCUACAUCAAGUACCGCCGAAAAACAAACGAAUGCUGAACGCUCUAAGCAAUAUCGACAACGGCAAAAAGAUGCUAGUACCACUGAAAGAUCAAAACGCAAUGCUGAACGCUGCAGAGAAUAUCGACAACAUAAAAUACGUGAAAGUCAAUCGAGCAUUACCACCGAAACAUCACAACGGUUGUUACCACAAACCAAUUGUUUCUUUUAUUGAAUUAAAAAAUGAAGAUACAUGUGAUUCUACCAUAGAUAAAUAAAG
Messenger RNA from Nasonia vitripennis (jewel wasp), 419 nucleotides. RefSeq lists its product as uncharacterized. The transcript is spliced from 2 exons. The record is from RefSeq and is a predicted model, not a curated record. NCBI's taxonomy places the organism in Eukaryota, Metazoa, Arthropoda, Insecta, Hymenoptera, Pteromalidae. Bases 88 to 417 code for a protein of 109 amino acids.